Molecule: messenger RNA, 1176 nt
Organism: Pyricularia grisea
Lineage: Eukaryota; Fungi; Ascomycota; Sordariomycetes; Magnaporthales; Pyriculariaceae
Exons: 2
Coding region: 1-1176 (391 amino acids)
Source: RefSeq, a predicted model, not a curated record
AUGAAGUUCCUCAUCACCUCUGGUCUUCUUGCCCUCGCGGGCCUCGCCGCUGCCGAGGUCCCUCAGGAGCACUCUCACGAGUUCCUCCUCACGGCCAUGGACGAGCUUCUCCAGGACAGCAACCCCCUCGAGAUCAAGAGCUCUGUCUUUGCUCUUCUGGGUAACGCGGCCGCCGCCGAGGCUACAGACAAGGUUGCCGCUGCCGACCUCGACUGCCUGCAGCAGAUCGUGGCCGACCAGGCCUUCACCAACGCCAAGGCCAAAAACGACGUCACCGGCAUGGUCAACGCCCUGAUGUUCCGCACCCUCGAGAGGAACACGGGCUCCGUCGGCCUGGCCAGCAAGCUCUGCACGACCGUCAAGGCCACCAACCCUGAGAUCGCCGCCCUCACGCAGAUCCAGGACCCUGCUUCGGCCGAAGGCAAGGCCAACAACAAGCAGACCAUCCUAAACCUCGCGGUCCAGAUCGCUGCCGUCGGUGGCGACCCCACCGAGGCCAACAAUGCCGGCACUUUCGAGCCAGGCACUAUUGGUGACCCCACCGGUGCAGGAAACACCUGCGAUGACCUCGACGACCCCAAGGGCUGCAUCUUCACCAAGAACCUCCUGGUUCAGGAGGCUACCGCUGACGAGAUUAAGGCUGCUGUUGCUGCCGGCGGUGCUGGCAACGGCAACAACAACGCCACCAUCGGUGGUGGAAACGGCAAACAGAACAACAACACCACCAUCAACGAUGGUCAGAGCUGCAACGAGAACAACAACAACAACGGUAACGGCACCAACCAGGACAACGGUAACCAGAACCAGGGCGGCAGCUCCAGCAACAUCCAGUCUUUCACUGGAGCCCUCGGCGGCGCCGCCCCGGCCGUCUCGUUCUCCUCCGGCGCCGACCGUCCCUUCACCGUCAACGGCAACACCUUCACCACCGCCAACGCCGCCCUGACCCGCUCGUGCGACAUCCAGAACAACGCCUGCUUCAACGCUGCCAACAGCGGCCAGCUCACCGGCGGCACCCAGCAGUGCCAGCAGCAACAGCAGGAGUGCAUCGCCUCGGUCGCCCAGUCAGCCGCUGCCGCCUCCAAGGUCAAGCGCUUCUACAAGCUCGGUGGCCGCCUUCUGCUAGCUUGGGAUUUGUCCAGCUGGCGGGUGUUUGGGAGUUGUGACUUCUUCAUGUAA